This is a messenger RNA of Amphimedon queenslandica, 1957 nucleotides long. RefSeq lists its product as uncharacterized. The transcript has 5 exons. Lineage: Eukaryota; Metazoa; Porifera; Demospongiae; Haplosclerida; Niphatidae. Gene Ontology annotation, molecular function: protein binding. The record is from RefSeq and is a predicted model, not a curated record. The coding region runs from base 124 to 1749 and encodes 541 amino acids.
UUCAUGAAUAUCAUUCAGUUUAUGAUAGAGUGAAGUCUAUUUCUGCUAGCUGGAAAUCAUUUGCAAUUUCAUUACGUCUACGAAUAACUGACAUUAAUAUUAUAGAAGCUAGCUCUCAUAAAAAUGCCAUUUCUUGUCUGCAGAAAGUUAUUGCAUGAGUAUUGGCUAAAGAAAGAUUAUGAUUAUGAGCACUAUAGUAUUCCGUGCUGGAAAAUGUUGUGUGUGGCUGUUAAAGAAGGAGGAGGUAACCCAGCAUUAGCUGAUGAAAUAGCCCUUGAACACCCUCUAUCAGCCACUACUGGAGGAGCUAUUUCUUUAGAUACAAGAGAAACUACUUAUCCUCUAUCUAUACGUGUGGGUGGUUCUACUGAUAUCAUUCAUAAUUACCAAGGAAUGUCACCUAAGUCAACAGGAAGGGAAUGUGAUGCCAAUGUUUCAGAACUAAUUGAAGAGAUUCAUUCUCCAUCAAAGAAAUUACCUCCUUAUAAACAAGCCAUAUCACCUGCAGAAUCAUCUAAAACCAGUCAAAGUAAAAAAACAUUGUAUGUCUUUUAUCCUCCAUCACAACCUCCUAAUAAAGGAGAAAAUCUUCAAAUAACAAAUCAGCUACAGAAAAUGAGCAAUGAAUUUACCACUCUCCUCUACAAGACAAGAAAGGCUCUUGAUAGGCAGCAUCUUCCUGACAUCACUGAAUACAUUGAAGCUCAUGUUGUGUCAUUACUUAAUCCAAAUGAUCAAACACCUGAAAACAAGGAGCUGGUGAGACAGGAAUUUCAUCACAUUAAAGAUACGCAGCAAUUGUUCUGCAUUCUUGAAAAAUAUGUGUCCUGGUUCAACUAUUCAUUUAUACUCAAAAUCGUUAAAGUUUUUCUUCAAAAGAACAAAUCUCUGAAUAAAAGUUGGUCUUCCUAUGAAAGUAAAAUCAAAGAAUAUUUCAUGAUGGGUGAAGGUCGAGCCAUUCUAUGUGUUGAUGCUGUUGCAUUUGGCCUCUCUGAUAUUCCUGGAACAAAAGCAAUGAUAAUUAAAGUUGAAAGAGAUGAUUACACUUUUUAUGAUCUCGCUGCUAUCUAUCACCAAAUUCCCAAUGCUCUCAAAAUUCCUAAUGCUAGAUUUUACUUCAGCUCUGUUAUCAUGGGGUGCUUAGGACUAAACUAUCUCAUUCCUAACUACUUAUACUUCAUAUUCUUCCCUUUACAUGAAGAGCAACUAAAAAACCUGGCAUGUAUUGAUGGUAUCUCUAAGCUGAAGUGUGGAGAAUAUUCUUAUGAUAUUAAUGAGGUGUCACAGCAACAAGCACAGCGCAACAUUUCUAACGUUGCCAUUGAUAUGUGUGAUCCAUUAUGGCACGAGAAUACCAGUACACCAUUACAUGAAGCAGCUUGGAGAGGAUUAAAAGAUGAAGUACAAUGGCUUCUUAACAAGUUUGGUUACAGCACAUAUCAUUGUGGUCUUCAUGGCUGGACUCCAUUACACUCUGCAUCAUACGGUGGACACAUUGAGAUCCUUCAACUACUCAUCCAUCAAUAUGGUAUUGAUCCUAAUACAGGUGAUGAUAAUAGUGUAUCUAGUUUACACAUGGCAUCCUAUAAAGGCCACUUAUCUAUAGUACAAUAUCUAGUAGACACAUGUCACGUUCCUCCUGAUCAAACAGACAGUAGCAAUAAUACUGCAUUACUAUACUCAGCAAUGGGUGGCCAUUCUGACCUAGUGGAUUCUUCAUUGAGAGAAAUUACAAUACUUCUCAGAUAAAUUGUGUUAGUGCCUCUUUAUCAUUGUUAGCAUGCCAAAGUGGAGAGUUAGCAUUAGUCCAAAAACUUGAAACAUUAAACCUCUUCUCACAAGACAUGACUAUAUCAGGUUCUGGUAUAUUACAUUAUACUUGUCGUUCUAUGAAUAAUAGAAGUGUUGAGCUUUUUAAGUAUCUUUUACAUCAAUAUCAAUUAUCCAUUGAUGUAAA